AUGUCGAGCAGCCUUUCGACGAUGCCAUUCUCGCGACAGUACGGUUCGUUCCGGAUGUCGACGACAGGCAGCAGUAACACUGCACCGGGCACUUGUUUGCCGGUCGGUGGACAUCAACGGAUGGCACACGGUGGGAUUAAUCGCCAUUCAUCCGGCGCAGAAGCCGGACAGGUAGCGUCCGCUGCUCGCCUACAGAUGGCGCCACUCGGCUACCGAAUUGGUAACCUAGCGCGUCAGUCCAGCAACAAUUGGAUUAACAACAGUAGCGGCAAUAGUACAUUUGCCGCUAUUCGACAACAGAAGAUCUCAACACAGCAGCAGGAGCACUGUUCGGGACGUCCCAUAGCGACGGCAGUAGUUGGCAAGCAGUCCCACGCUGACCGAUGCGCUGUUCACCGUACAGGGGCAGGUCCGAUAGGGAAGAAAAUGGGCGAACCGAUCGGUGACACACCGUUGCUACAGUCACCCCGCAUAAUUGCCCGUUCGGCACGGAUCGUGGAGCCGAACGCGUGGAACCGGCGGCUCACGACGUCCAGCUUCUGCACGGUGGCAAGCACCAUAGCUAGUCAACCCCACCAGGCGGGUAAUCGGUUGCUGCAGACAUCGCUCGCUUGUCGGAAGUCACCCGGCAGCUCUGGCACAUCCGUCGAAUCGAUCGUCCCGAAGUAUACGCGACCGAACGGUGGUGCCAAUGGUGGGACCGGUGUUGUUGGUGGUGGCGAAACAGCGACGGCUCCCCAGAAGCGUACGUACAAUGCGCACAAGCCCCAGAUGCGGAUGGUGUCCAGCCGGACCCUCACGAACACGACCGGCCGGGUGGGUACGGUGGCGAAGAAGGCAACGCUACCGACACCAUCCCAGGACGCGGAGCGUGAAGUUGCCAAGGUACUGCACCAUCACAACAUGCGCGUGAUCGAUCUGCUCAACAACAAUCAUCUGCAGCAAGGGACAAACCGGACCGGGCGCGUUAUUAAGGAGAACAACGAGAACCAUCAGCCGGCGGCGGCGGUAACGCUUGCAGCGACACCGAACGGUGGACAGAAGCAGUCGGGGCCGAAGAAGGGGUCUGCCAUACCGCAGCGUUUGCCACUGGCUGACCGCGACCAGCCAACCGAUCGCAACAGACGGUUGCUGUUGGGCGAAUGUUUCUCCAGCAAGUUCCCGAACGGAUUGCCAUUCGAGCAGGAGUUCUAUUGCCGCCGCUCCGGUCAGGACUCGGACACUGCCGCCCAACCACCGGACGAGGUUGUUGGGCCCGAUGUCGAGAAAGUGGCAGAAGAGGAGGAAGAUGCGCCCAACCGCAGCGAUGCGUAUCAACGUUUACGGAAGUCGAAAAAGCACGCACUUCUGCCACGUCGGCAGGUGGUGGGACAAGGAGGUGGUGUGACGCUAGCUGGACGACGCGUCGCGUUGACCCAGCAAGAUCUGCAACACCGAAGUCGCAGUGUGUCGUCUUCGGAUGACGCUACACCGCCCGCUACAAACACCGCAAAUCCUGAGGAGCGUCGAUCCGUUUCAGCUAUUGAGCGGGAGCACGACGACGAGGACGCGCUGUAUGUAGACUUUACGAAGAUCCACGAUCCCCAGUCCUCGGUGGAGCACCUGGGCGAAGACGGUCCUGCUCACGGCACCGCCCAAACGUCCUUGGUGGAGUAUCGGAACAUUAACCAUAGCAGCUACUAUUACAAAUUCGAGAGUGUCAGCCGUAAAGAUGCGUCCCAGCGGAAGUUGUUGCAGCGACGCCCGGGUGAGGCCAGUAAUGGUGAAGGGCGUCAGGAGGUAGUACGCAACCGCUAUCAACGAUCGCGGCUCGGUUUGAAUCGGUCCGGUGCGUGCAGUCCGGAUGCGAAUGGUAAUACCGGGCGCGAAUAUUACGACGACGAUGAGGAGCGGCUCCAAUGCCAUGACGACGACGACGACGACGACGCCGAGCUCGUGGUGGAGGAGGACGAAGAGGAUGACGAGGAGGAGGAAGGCGAACGGUCGACAGUGUACGUGGCCGUCGCAACGUGGGUUCCGAAGUGCAACCGGUUGCCGAACGAGAGCACCGAAAACAACAACAACAACAACACGAUUUGUCUCACGCUGGCGACUAACAACGGUAACAACGAAGAUAUUGACCAACAGCAGCAACAGCAGCAAAAGCCGCAGCCUACAAGAAUUGCAGUUGCAGCCAACACCACUACUUCCGCUGCAACCACCACCCACCGUACCGGGCUACCCGUGCCAGCACCUUCCAGCUACGGCCAGCUCAAUCAAGCUGGACCGAGCGGCCGGAAUCCGCUCAACCAGGCUCAUCAAAACCAGCCGAGACGAACACAACGGCCCACAACCCGUCCCGUUCAGCCGUCCCAUGUAGCCCGCCGUACGUCCGAAAUCCUCGGCACCUCGACGCGUCCGAAGCAACCGAGCGUUCGCGACGAUGCAGAUGGUCAUCUGAUAUACCGAAACGGGGAUGUGCUGCUCAACAGAUAUGAAAUUCUCUCUACCCUCGGCGAAGGUACGUUUGGACGCGUCGUCAAGGCCCGGGAUAGAGAUCGUAACCACGUAAUGGCGAUAAAGAUCAUCAAGAACGUGGACAAGUAUCGUGAUGCGGCAGAGAUGGAAAUCGGUGCGCUGGCUAAAAUUAAGCAACUCGAUCCCGAUCUGGAGCACCUGUGCGUAAGGAUGUUGGAUUGGUUUGACUAUCAUGGACAUACGUGUAUCGGUUUCGAAAUGCUUGGAUUAAGUGUUUUCGACUUUCUGAAAGAGAACAACUACUCACCGUAUCCGAUCGACCACGUACGGCAUAUAUCUUACCAGCUGUGCUUUGCCGUCCGGUUCUUGCAUGAUAGUCGCCUCACGCAUACGGAUUUGAAGCCGGAAAACAUACUCUUUGUUGACUCGGAGUACAGCAUGACCCCUGCCCGCUUGUUCUCGGAGGUUAGGCCAACGACGAACUGGCGACGUAUUAACUGCACGGAUAUACGACUGAUCGAUUUUGGCAGCGCAACGUUUGACGAUGAACACCACAGCACGAUCGUUUCCACGCGCCAUUAUCGCGCACCGGAAGUCAUUCUGGAGCUCGGUUGGUCGCAUCCGUGCGAUGUGUGGUCGAUUGGUUGUAUCAUGUUUGAGUUGUAUCAUGGUGUGACACUGUUCCCUACGCACGACAACCGGGAGCAUCUGGCCAUGAUGGAGCGCAUCCUCGGUACCAUCCCUUACCGCAUGGCAAGACAAACCAAAACACGGUACUUCCACUACGGCAAGCUAGACUGGGACGAGAAGUCAACCAAUGGGCGAUAUGUGAAUAGUAGCUGCAAACCGCUCCAUCGGUUUGUGCACUCGGACAAACCCGAGCACUUGCAGCUGUUUGAUCUGAUUCGGAAGAUGCUAGAAUACGAACCCACCAAACGCAUAACGCUGGAUAAAGCCCUACGACACCCAUUCUUCGCGAAGCUCCCUGCAGAAAAACGGCUGCAUGAGCAAUAUAUUGUAAAGGCGACCGAUCCGCGGCGCCCCGAACCGGGAAGCAAACCGCGUGCCCCGUUGCCACUGUCACUGUCACUGUUGCCGAUAAUGGCACGCUGGCAGAAGCUUGGCUCGAAAGCUUAAGAAUGCAGCAACAGCACACACCCCUUUACACAACAACAACAACAACAACAAACAACGGUGGGGUUGACAAGAUGGUGGAAGAAGUAAACAAAACAAUGCGUAGAUUCGCUUUGGUGGUGAAGCAAAGGCACACAGACACAACGUUUUUGGGCAAUAUAUCGUACACGAAUGAAGCGCGCGGUUACGACUGGAGCGGUUUGCUACACAAAACAAGAAGGGAAACAAACAAUAGCACUGAAUAGUAUAUGUUACCGUGACAAACAUCGGCGUACACACGCGCACACAGUGUUCAAAAACUAUGUCAAUUUCGCUGCAACAUCUUAAAUUUAACUCGUCCGUAUAGAAGUGUGUGGGUAUGUUCCGUUUGAUGUAGCAUUAUAAAAAAAAGGAAUGGAAAUGACACACCCACACAAUUAAAGGUCAAAGAAAAUGGUCCAGAAAGGUGACCGUGACCGACUACGAUAACGCUAGUUUAUUUAUCCUGUGUCUUCCAGUGCGUGUAGAAAGCGAGAGCGAUUGAUAUGGGCUAGGUAGGCAAACUGCAAAACAGGGUAUUUCGUUUGUUAAUAUGUUUUUGUUGGACGCUGCUCUUGUGCAGCGCGAAACGUGGAUGAGAGUAUCGCAAGACCAAACGCUUCCGGGACAGUUUAAGGAGAAGGAUUCAAACAAAACACCAGAUAUGGUUAUUAUUACUGUCGGACUAGAACCUUAGAUCGAUCAGAGUAAUGAGACAACGGGGACGAUAUUGAUAGUGGCACACACAAAACCAUACUUUCAAGAGUUCAUGCCGUAAAGAGGCAUCUAGGGCCUUGAUGAACGAGCUUCAAAAAUUGAAAUGUGAAGCAAUGAGAGGCGUGAAAUAUUAAACCAAGAUGAAAUGAUACAGCACGCUCUGGGAUACAAAAGAUCGCUAACCGUUUGGAAUUUCAUGAAUGGCAGGGUUGUUAUGUCUUUCUAAGGCACAAACGGUGUUCCUUGAAUUCCACCGUUGCUCUAUCAGUAGCGCAACCGAGAGUACAGCAUGAUUAAUUAAAAUAUAAUGUUUCUUUUUUUUCUCUCUUUUUUUUUCAAAUUCCAAUACCAACAUAGCUAUUCUUAUGUUCGAUUAUUGCUAUUACUAUUAUUACUUUUAUGCAAACCUCUCGGUUUAAACAACCCAGCAUCAAGCAAAUGAGUGCCUGGUAAGGCAAAGGGAGAGAUGGUAAACGCUGACGGUGAUGAAAACAAAGUAAGAAGUAAAACAAUUUGCUCCACUGCUGUUAAGGGAAAGGGGUGAAAUAGUACCGAGCAGAACUGUAAAUAACUCCUUUGCGUUCUUUGCAUACAAUCGCCCGGAUCGUGUGUGUUAGUCAGUGAGCAUAAUCAAUGUCCCAUCGACAAGCGAUUGUUGUUGGAAAAUUGGUUUUGGAGAGUUGUAGCAGCAGUUGGAUGGAGCGUGAAAAAGAAAAUGUUAAAGCCGAGUGUGAUCAACCUAACAAUGUAUAGAGAUGUUUCUAGCGAAAUAGCGUGGCGUCAGGUUUUUUUUCUUUUUAUUAAGUUUUUAGUUUUUGUUUCGUCAUAAAAUUCUCAUCACCUGAUGCAGGUAAAGAUAUUAAAGAAAAUAGAAACUGAAGCAAAACAAAAAAAAAACUGAACUGUUUUUUUUUGUUGUUGUACAUGAAUUGUCGACGAGUCUCUUAUGUUAUUAGCAUUAAAACGAUGCCAACGCGCGAGUUUAUAACACGGUGUGGAAUGUAUAAUAGAUAAAGAGAAUGCGAUUAAGGGAAGAGAUAUAAAUAAAUAAAAAAAUAAGGAGCACAGGGGUAAAAAGCAUCCCCUGCCCAAAUACCCACCAGUGCUGGCGUUGGCUCGCUAGUUAAGGGAUGAACAAAAUGUUACAUGUGAAAAUGCAAACACACUCUAGCGAGGCUCAUGUUUCGAAUGAACUCACAUUAGACACCGGUACAAGGCCGUGAGUGGACACGGAUUAUAACAGGAGUUAAGCGUUGGUGAAAACGAAAUGGGUGAUGUAAAUAACAAAACAACCACCAACAAAGCGAAACAAGUCCACACCUUGGUGAUUACAAUAGAAAUGUGGCGGCUACAACAGAGGUAAACAAAUUUGUACCGCUCGGUGUGAUUUUUGAACUUGUUAGUUAGUAAAGACUUAUUUAAUAAAAUGGAAGAACAAAAAAAACAUGCAAACACAAUAAGUUGGUCGAGUUUGUAUUCGUAUUUUGGUUU
This is a messenger RNA of Anopheles moucheti, 5817 nucleotides long. RefSeq lists its product as uncharacterized. Gene Ontology annotation, molecular function: protein kinase activity; ATP binding. The record is from RefSeq and is a predicted model, not a curated record. Gene Ontology annotation, biological process: protein phosphorylation. The transcript has 11 exons. Gene Ontology annotation, cellular component: nucleus. NCBI's taxonomy places the organism in Eukaryota, Metazoa, Arthropoda, Insecta, Diptera, Culicidae. Bases 1 to 3594 code for a protein of 1197 amino acids.